GAUUAUUCAGGAUUUUGAAAAUUAUUGGUUUAGAUAUUAUACUUUUAUAUACUUUUCACUUAAAAAUGAAUCAAAACUAUUAAAAGGGAAGAAGUUUUUAAAAAUCUAAUAUUUAAAUUUUUUGGAGUCAUGUAUAACUAUUUAUUAUUUUUUUGGUGAUACCAUUAAUCAUUCUAACCAUACAAUAUUUUAAAUAUUUUUAACAGAUCCUAAUAUUAUUCCUUAUGAUACCUUUUCUAAGAAAAAUAUUUCAUCAACCAUGUUUUUGUACAAUAAUGUACUUGAAACUCCAAACAAAUACCCAAAAAAUUCAAAUACCUAUAAAUUCAAAAUCUUAUCCAAAAUCUGACAUGAUGAACUGAAAAAUACCCAAAAUUUUAUUCAAAUUACCAAUUUUUUUUAAUUUGAAAAUUUACCUGAAAUAAAAAACUAUAAUCGUAAACCAAAAACUUAGAAAAAUAUCCAUAAUACCGGAAACAUAUUCGAAAUAUCCAAAUAUACCUAAUAAACACAACGUAUUUAUGAUCGGGUCUAGGGUAGGAUCCAGACUCAAACAAAGACCUGCGGGUCCAAAAAAAAACCAAUAGGUUAUCUUUUCUGGACCUGAACUAAACCUAUAUUUUCGGAUCGGUUUGUUAUUAUUUUGAUCCGGAUAUAAUUUUCAUACCUAAAAGAAACUUUUACGUAAAAGUAUAUGUAUAAAAUCUCAAAUAAACUAAUUCAUAGAUUAUAUAACUGUUAAAAAUUAUAUUUUUCGAUAUAAUAAGACUUUGUAUUAUAAUAUAAUCCAAUAAAUCUGCGCUUGAAGGUCAAAAUCUAGUAUUUUGUUAAAUUUCUAGUUAGUGGUUUAACACGGACUUUUCAUGGUAGAUAAAAUAAUAACUAUCCAGAGUUAAGGUAAUGAUAGCUAUUCAAAAAAAUAAAAAAAUCUUUUUGUUAUCCAGAUUAUCCUUCCUGUUUUAUUAUAAACAUUUUGGAUAGUGCUUUAUAAUAUCCAAUUUACCAGUUUUCAUCAAUAUAUAUCAUGCUGUUUCUCAUCCUGGUUUCUGAUAUGAACAAGCUUGCAAGUCAUGGCAAAUAAUGAAUUCUCUCGUAUAUUAAACUUGUGAAAUAAAAAAACAAAUUCCAAAUAAAUAGGCAAGAUUGGUUAUUUUAUCCCAAUGGUGAGACGGCAUUACCAUAUUGAUGUUAUAUUGUACUGUUUCUUUCAUAUAUACUUGUGAAUUAUGUCCCCAUGUAAAUAAUACUACUUUGAUCUAUUAUUUUAAAAAAAAGUCUUUUCAAAUUAUGUUUCCACACCUUCAAAAGUUACUAUAUGUAUGGAUAAAUUCAAGAAAAUAUAUAAUUAUAAUGUGUCGGCACGUUGAUUGACUAGCUACGACUACGACCACUACAAUUUACAAAAGAUGAAACUAUCAUAUUAACCAAUUAAUGGUAAUUCGAUGGUUAGCAUCUGAGUUAUAUGGUCUAUCAGAGCGAUUACAAAUUCAAUACUAUUUUAUAAUUUAUAUCAUGGAUAAUUUUUGAGAAAACAAAUAAAUAUAAUAGAUAUUGUUCAUCUUAAUACCUAGUUUUCUUGUGGCUUCUAAAGAUUUUCGGAGUUUUAAUUCAAAAGUUUUUGUCAAAGAGAGUUCCCAUUCAACAUUUUAGGUUAAAAACAUAUAAUCGGUUAUAGUAGAUGGACAAUUUAAUAUUUAACUACUUACAUUUACAUUUAAAAUAACUAACUUAAAGAAAAAAUACUGUUAAAUUAAGCGACUUAUAUUUCAUGGCUGAUAUUUUAAUUAUUUAACAAUAUUAUAAUUACUUUGUAAAAUAUAUUGAAUCAGACAUCAGUGUGCAACUUUCUAUUCUUUUUUUUUUGCAACUUUCUAUUCUAUUUCUCAAUUUAUCAGAUUUAUUGUAAUAAUAUUUUCAUAAAAUAAUAAUGUAAAUAUAAAUGUACCAUAAACACAUGAAGUUAUACAUAUUAACGUAUAUUUUUAAGAUUAGUAAUAACUAAUCAAUUAUUCAAAGUUAAACUGAUACUUACAUUAUAAAGAGAAUGCAGCUGUAGUUUCACUUGUAUUCUUUACUUUAUCUUAUCAAAAAGAUAAGAAAAUCCAAAACACAUAAAAACUUAGACGUAAUAUGCUUUUUCUUAGAUUCUUCGUCAUUAAGCUAAGCCAUCGUCUUCGUCAAGACCCACACACCAUUUUCUCUCCGUAAGUCUAAUUUGAAAGCUGAAUACAAACUCCAAAUCUUCGUUUCUAUAGGUAUAUAACUUUAACAUACAAAAAAGGAAAGAAAUUAUACUAUGACGACCGAAGAGAAGAAAACAUACAUGUCAUAGCUUAAUAAUUGUUUAAUUAUAGCUUAUACAUUUUCGUAACCUAUUUUUUACUGAAAAAGGGGACAUCUAGUCUUUUAUUAUAUAGUUUAAUAUGUUGUUCUUAUAGACAUUGAUCCAUAACACUAUGACAUCCUUAACAUCCGUUGCUGAUGAUAACUGCAAGUUAUUAAUCGAAAUACAAAUGAAAUAUACACUAAUCUUACAAUGAAAAUGUGAAACUAAUAUCCUAUCUCUACACGUAAAAAGUAGUGCCAAGCAGCUAAGAGAUUAGAAGAUGAGAGUUGUGUAACAAAAAAGGAUAAAAGUAAUAAAAAGCAAUAUCGAAACAAAAGGUUUAAAAGAAUAUAAAAACAAUUAAAAUAGUAAUACCUUAUAUCCAGAGUGCUAGUGGACAAGCAUUGCAAAUAAUCUCUAGAUUCACUCAAAUUAUAACAUUUUAAUUUUUAAAUACUUGGCACUUCUUAAGUGGACAAACUAACCCUAAAUGGGUCCCAUGUGCACUUACUAAUUUUUCUCUAUAAAUAGCCACACAUGGUUCAUGUGACACUUCCCCUCCCUCUCUUGCUUUCAUUCUUCUCAUACUUACAAAAUUGAUCAUACCAAUAACCGGUUUAGUACUAUACCCGAUAUAUAUUUUUCCACUAAAAGCGAUGUCCUCAACCAGUUUAGAGCCGGUUCAUAUCUGCUUUGAUGAUGCUACCAUAACCGGAGAUGAAAUCACAGAAAUUUUGGCAUUUCUUCAAUCAGAUACGUCGGACAACCCGAGCGGUUCAAACGAGUUGGAAGCACCGGUUGAUGAGAGGAAGAGAAAGCGAACGAUGUCAAACCGGGAAUCAGCAAAGAGAUCAAGGUUAAGAAAGAAGAGACGUUUUGAGGACUUAACCGAAGAGGUAAACCGGCUGAAGUCUAAGAAUCAGGAGCUUGUUAACCAGCUGGCUAAUGUGUUAAGCUGUGGUAAUGCCAUAUCAAAGGAGAAUAACCGAUUGAAAACUGAAUCGGUUUGCCUUGAGAUCAGGCUUCUAGAGUUGUACCGUUUUUUAGUGGCCAUGCAAUCGCCAAUCUCAACGAGGUUAAAUUACAUUUCAAAGCUUAUGAUUUAAGUUAAAAACAAAAUCAAAAUUGAGAUUGAGCAUUUGUAAAGAGGUUUAACGAUUUUACUAAGAAGUUUUACGCUUCGGCUAAAAGAUACAUGUGUAUAUGUGAAUGUUUAUGUGUAAUCUAUAUGUGAAACUUAUUUUAUCA
This is a messenger RNA of Brassica rapa (field mustard), 3574 nucleotides long. RefSeq names its product basic leucine zipper 4. NCBI's taxonomy places the organism in Eukaryota, Viridiplantae, Streptophyta, Magnoliopsida, Brassicales, Brassicaceae. Gene Ontology annotation, molecular function: transcription cis-regulatory region binding; DNA-binding transcription factor activity. Gene Ontology annotation, biological process: positive regulation of DNA-templated transcription. Gene Ontology annotation, cellular component: nucleus. The record is from RefSeq and is a predicted model, not a curated record.